This is a messenger RNA of Drosophila hydei, 523 nucleotides long. RefSeq names its product BCL-6 corepressor-like protein 1. The coding region runs from base 1 to 486 and encodes 161 amino acids. The transcript is spliced from 2 exons. The record is from RefSeq and is a predicted model, not a curated record. Lineage: Eukaryota; Metazoa; Arthropoda; Insecta; Diptera; Drosophilidae.
AUGUUCGCCAAAAUUAUGCUCGUUGCUCUCUGCGUGGCUGGCGCCCAGGCGGGUCUGCUGCCCUUUGCCGCUGCACCUGCACCACUCGCUGCCGCCGGCGUGGUGGCGCCCUAUGCCUCCAGCUUCAAUGCUCAUCGGAUUAACCACGCCGUUGCCUUCCCGGUAGCACCACCAGUUGCACCAGUGGCUCUGGCUGCCCCAGUGCCAGCACCAGUGGCUUUCGCUGCACCACCCAAGGUGGCAUUUGCUGCUCCUGCUCUGGCACCGGCGCCUGCUUUUGCCGCACCUGCCUUUGCGCCUGCUCCUCUGGCUGCUCCUCUGGCUGCUCCUCUGGCUGCACCUUUGGGCGCUCCUUUGGCCGCGCCUUUUGGCCUUGCCGCGCCCGCUCGCUUUGGACUGCCUGCUGCAGCACCCUUCGCCGCGCCCGUGCCUGCACCACUGGCUGUGGCACCCAGAUUCCCAGCACCCGCUCCCUACUUCUUCUAGACACACUCCAGCUACAAACCCAUCCUAGCUUAGACUU